Molecule: messenger RNA, 948 nt
Organism: Trichoderma harzianum CBS 226.95
Lineage: Eukaryota; Fungi; Ascomycota; Sordariomycetes; Hypocreales; Hypocreaceae
Exons: 1
Coding region: 354-854 (166 amino acids)
Source: RefSeq, a predicted model, not a curated record
GAAGAGAUUGACAGCAACUCGCUGUCUAGAGCUGCAGCAUGAAACAUGUCAUAAGCGGCAUGUGAUUGAUGGAGGGCAAUGGUAAUGGGGCAGAGAUCAGGGGGUCAGGUUGAGAUGCAAGAUCGGAAUCAGGCCACUGCCGCGCACAAGUCAUCGAUAUAAGACGUCCAUUCCUACGGGAACACGUUGCGCCGACUGCCAAUAAGUGCCUCCGUCCUCAGCCACUAGGCUUGAGGCAAAGUUUGUGAGCGGCACACCUCGAUCGGCAAGGACAGGCUGCAGAGUAUUGGACCAAUCAAGUUGCCUAGCAAACUCAGCUCACCUUUGACGAAGACUGCAAGGAGAUGUGAAGGAUGGGAUGCCCAUGGAAAUGGUGUGUCGAAGCCGAAAACGACGAUAAGAACAACCCUGACAACAGAGAAGGAUCAAGUUGGCAGAAAGAUGAGGCUGAUGGUGUUUUGUGCAUUCGAGAUGUAAAUGGCACGACUAUUCCAUUCCAGCUGCUUGGUUGCCGAUAUCGCGAUUGCGUCUUUGCGGGUGGGAUUCUGGAUUUUGGAUUUUGCAGUGAAGAAGGGAAGAAGGAAGAAGCAGUCGAGGCGAAGAAGUUUGCUAAGACAAUUGCAAGGCAGUUGGUCCCGGGCGAGACAGAACUAACGGGCAAUCACAAGGAGAUGCUCGGGCAGUGGCAGGCGGAAGGGCCCCACAGCGAUAGAAGACGGCCGGUGAAUCGCAGCAAAAAAAAAAGUCUUGGUUUUGGUGCCCUUUUUUUGCUUUGUUGCCGUGAAACAGGAGGCCAAGGAAAAGGGCGCAAAAAAGGGGGCGAGACCAGAAACUCGAGUUGCACACGGAAUUGAGUUCGGUUCGAGCUGCAGUGGCGCGGAUAGGCGCAAGGGCGAGAGAGAGAGAGCGAGAUAGGCUUCAUACUUAUCUGCUGCUUGCCGCGGACAC